AGCCAAACCCAAAAAAAAAAAGAAAAAAAAAGAAGGAGAAAACAGAAAAAAAAAAACCUUGAUUUUUCUCUCUUCUACAGAUCCACCAUCGCCACUAUCACCUCCGUUCUUUCACCUCGGAUCUUCACCAUCCCCUUGCUGAUCUGGCUUUGUUUUUUGUUUUGUGUGGGUUUUUUUGGUUUGUUUGUUUAUAUGUUGCUUUGCUUUGUUUGUUUGCUGUUUCUUGCUCUGUUCGGAAAGGAAGAUGAAUGGUGGUGGUGUGAGCAAAAUCAGUUGGCGAUGUGAGCAAAAUCAAGGGAUGAUUUGUUAUGCUUUGCUACUUCUGUUUGGGCCGGUAAAGGAAAGGAAGAUGAGUGGCAGAGGCGUGAGGCUCGAAGGAGAUGAGGCCGACGAAGGACUAGUGAGUGAGAUGCCGACGGAAGUCGAGCAGGGAGAUUAAGUGCUUUGCUGCUUCUGUUCGGUGGUGGAGAUGCCGACAAACUCACGGAGAUGGAGCAGGGAUGAGGGAAAGGGAUGCCGAUGGCCCGAUGAUGUCUUCUACAUUGCAGUUCUACUUCUACUUUCUAAUGUUGCUCUUCUCAUGUUGUUUUAACAUAAUAGUCCCUUCUUAUUGGGGUUUUAAAUUUAAUUUAAAUGUAAAUUUAAAGUUUUUAAUGUAAUACCAUUAAAAAGAUAAGAUAAAA
This is a messenger RNA of Rubroshorea leprosula, 683 nucleotides long. Lineage: Eukaryota; Viridiplantae; Streptophyta; Magnoliopsida; Malvales; Dipterocarpaceae. The record is from the annotation of a GenBank genome assembly.